Triticum turgidum subsp. durum (durum wheat) is the source of this 744-nucleotide messenger RNA. Lineage: Eukaryota; Viridiplantae; Streptophyta; Magnoliopsida; Poales; Poaceae. The record is from the annotation of a GenBank genome assembly.
AUGAAUUCUAAUUUUUGCCUGUUGAUCAUCCUACUUAGGAAUCUGGUGGCAAACAAUUUUGUGGCCGAUAGUUCCAGCAACAGUGUCUUACCUGCGGGGUGGGGGUGCCUUCAGCGUAAUACACCAUGUUUUCUUGAUUCUCGAAAUUCUUCUUCCUUUGCUGUGGACUCUGGAAAAUCCAUAGUAGGCCCAGAUAAUUCUGUGUAUGAACCUGAUCGUGCCAGUCUUGGAGCUGCGUCAUCAUAUGUUACAGGAGCACCAACAUGGGGUGUUAGCAACGUUGGAAAGUUCAUGGAGGCAAAUAAUGGAAGUUAUAUAAUCCACAGUCCUGGCCAGUUUCUCAAUACACUUGAACCAGAACUGUUCCAGAAUGCAAGGAUAUCGCCGUCAUCCUUAAGAUACUAUGGUAUUGGACUAGAAAAUGGAAACUAUACAGUCACACUUCUGUUUGCAGAGUUUGACUUCCCAGACACCCAGUCUUGGAAGAGCAGAGGUAGAAGGGUUUUUGAUAUAUAUGUCCAGGGUGAACGUAAGGAGCAGAACUUUGACAUAAGGAAGGCCGCAGGUGGGAAAUCUUUCACAGCUGUUAGGAAGCAGUAUACUGUUCCUGUCACGAAGAACUUUCUAGAAAUUCAUCUCUUCUGGGCUGGCAAGGGCACUUGCUGCAUUCCUACUCAAGGCUACUACGGGCCUGCGAUCUCAGCUUUGAGUGCAACACCAAGUAUAUCCCUUGCCUUGAAAUAA